Messenger RNA from Solanum lycopersicum (tomato), 624 nucleotides. RefSeq names its product histone H2B. Gene Ontology annotation, molecular function: protein heterodimerization activity; structural constituent of chromatin; DNA binding. Gene Ontology annotation, cellular component: nucleosome. The record is from RefSeq and is a predicted model, not a curated record. NCBI's taxonomy places the organism in Eukaryota, Viridiplantae, Streptophyta, Magnoliopsida, Solanales, Solanaceae.
UCAUCCCUUUCACUUCACACUAUUCAAACCCCAAAAUCCCCCAAAUUUUCCCUUCAAUGGCUCCAAAGGCAGAGAAGAAGCCAUCAGCUGAGAAAGCUCCUAAGGCCGGCAAGAAGCUGCCGAAGGACGGCGGAGCUGCUGCUGCUGGAGACAAGAAGAAGAAGAAAUCGAAGAAGUCGAUUGAGACAUACAAGAUCUACAUCUUCAAGGUGUUGAAGCAGGUUCAUCCAGAUAUAGGUAUUUCAAGUAAGGCUAUGGGAAUCAUGAACAGCUUCAUCAAUGAUAUCUUCGAGAAGCUUGCUCAGGAAUCAUCCAGGCUUGCUAGGUACAACAAAAAGCCUACCAUCACUUCUCGGGAGAUUCAAACUGCUGUUCGAUUGGUCCUUCCCGGUGAAUUGGCUAAGCACGCCGUCUCUGAGGGUACUAAAGCUGUUACCAAAUUCACUAGCUCUUAGAUUUAGAUUUGUUUGUUUUCUGUCGAUUUUUCUGUUGGAUUUAUGAUUUUCGAUUAGAUUUGGUGUGAAGAACAGAAGAAUUGAAUAUAGAAUAGAUUUGAUUGAGUUCAGUAAAUGAAAUUGUUAUAUCCAAAUUUUCUAUUCUAAUAGUUCAUUUUUGUGCUCAUGA